AUGGAUAAUGUUACAGCAGCUAACAUUACUUCAUUGUUUUUGCUGAAAGUACAUGGACUACCAAGAUGGACUUCUUAUACAUUUAUAAGUUGCAUGAUAUUAAUAGCACUUAUUGGAAUUCCAGGGAAUGCCAUUGUUUUAGCAGUGCUUCAAAAACUUCGUGAAAAAAGUAGUACUGAUUAUUUCGUCUUCUCCAUGUCGAUCAUCGACUUAUAUUCAGCCACUGUGAAUACCGUAUCUUACGUUUUACAUUACGAACCGAGCAUUUGGAAGUUAUUGUCAUCAAUAACUUUUUGUCGUCUGCAUGUUUUCUCUAUUGGUUUUCCGAACAUCACAACAACAUUGCUGCUGGGCGCCACCGCCUACGAUCGGUACCGGAGAACUAGUAGCAACACUAUCAAAGACUCUCGGACAGCAUCCACUACUGCAAAACGUUUUUCUAUUGGAAUACUUGUUUCGGGGUUAUCGUACAGUACGUUCUUUAUAUUUACCACGUCCUACGAAUCAGCAACACAAACCUGUGGUCGCGAGGGAAACUAUAUGCUAAUUGCAAGCGUUUUUUCGGUGAUCAUGGGUCUGGUUUUUAUAUCAAUGUUUAUGGUUGUUAUAGUAUGCUACACAAAAGUUGCAAUUAUUUUACACCGCCAUCACAAAACUAUGACUAAAGCGGAAAAAUAUCCCACAGAGGAAAAUAAAACCAAGAAAAAUACCACGACCAGCAACAGGAGGCUGAGUAACCACUCAGAUGGAAAUGUAUUUGAUGUGGAAUCUUCAAGAGAAUUUCCCAUUGAUUUCCAGUCGUCUGAGGUUGUACACUCAACUGAGAGAAGUGUAAAUGACGUUAAGAUAACGAAUGAUGACAGGAUACCAAGCUACUCGAAAAACAUGGUGAACAUUGCUGAGGCGUGUGAGCAGAGUCGGUAUGACUCCAAAAUGCCACAGAAACAGAUUUUAGCGUCUGUUGAUGACGCAAAGGAAAAGAGAAGCAGGAAAAUGGUAAAUCGUACAACCUUAAUGAUGUUCUUUAUAACCCUCGUCUAUGUAAGUACAUGGGUUUUAAACUGGACUGCCUCCAUCUAUGGUCUUUUAACGGAUUCAAGAUCAUCGUCUGCCGUUUUUCUUACACAAAAAAUAUUUAUGAUCAAUUGUAUGACCAAUCCUUUAUUUUACAUCAUCAUGAGUUCAAAGUUCAGACAAAAAGCAAAGAAACUGCUAUGUUUUACUUUUGCAUGCGAAUAA
This is a messenger RNA of Ruditapes philippinarum (Manila clam), 1239 nucleotides long. RefSeq lists its product as uncharacterized. Gene Ontology annotation, cellular component: membrane. Gene Ontology annotation, molecular function: G protein-coupled peptide receptor activity. Bases 1 to 1239 code for a protein of 412 amino acids. The transcript has a single exon. Gene Ontology annotation, biological process: neuropeptide signaling pathway. Lineage: Eukaryota; Metazoa; Mollusca; Bivalvia; Venerida; Veneridae. The record is from RefSeq and is a predicted model, not a curated record.